AUGUUCACCUCGUCUGACACGAAUUUACCCGAUUUGGAUUUUGAAUUUAUCGACGAAUUACAACAAAAUCAACCAUUCAACGGAGGAAUGUUUAAAGAAUUAUUAUCAACAUCAUCACCAGCGUCAACUUAUAGAAUUGUCAAACCUAUUAAUAAUAAUAAACGUGGUGGAGCAAUUCAAUUGAGAAGACAAUUGACUGAUGAUAGCACAGGAAAACCACGUACACCACCCAAUUCUACUGGAACUAGUUUGUCACCAUUAUCAACUUCAUAUAUAAGUCGACUUUCAUCAAAUGAUAAUAGUCCGAUCAGAACAGCAAAUACAAUGCGUAUGUCAUCACCAGCAACUAAUAAUAUUAAUAAUAAUGGACUUUCAUCGUCAGCAAAACAAGUAGAUGCAGUUACUUUAUUACUGAAACAAACAAUUGCACCUGCACAACUUAUACAGAGUGUUCAAACUCGUCUUGAAAAUCCAACAAGAUAUCAUCUUGAACAAAUGUGUCGUAGACAAACUUUAGUAGCCGAUGAUUUAUCUUCUACGCAUACAAAUAUGUUACCACAAUCACAUCAACAACAACAAGAAGAAUCAUCACCAGAUAGUGAAUUAACUUCUGAAAUGGAUGAUCAACUUAAUGAUGAUACAACAUGUGGAAGUAUUGAUAGUGCAUCGCAUGGAAUAAGCAUAUCACAUCGAUUAUCAACACCCAUUACUGGUGAUCAUGCUGGUUCAGUAUAUCUUUCAUCGUCAAUAUCAAAAGAUUCCAAUGAUAGUAGUAAUCAUCAUUCAUCAUCAUGUCCAACAAAUAUUUUAAGUGCAAAAGCAAAAAUUGGUUUACCAUUGACUGAUGAUGAAAUGCGUCUUGUUAUACGUGAUCGUCAAAAAAAAGAUAAUCAUAAUAUGAUUGAACGUCGUCGUCGAUUUAAUAUUAAUGAUCGUAUUAAAGAACUUGGAACAUUAUUACCUAAAGGAACUGAAUUAGAUCUUAAACAAAAUAAAGGUACAAUAUUACGUGCAUCAGUUGAUUAUAUAAAAAUUUUACGUCGUCAAUAUGAUAAUAUAUCAUUAGUUGAAGAAAAAUGUCAAUUACUUAAUGAACAUAAUUUAGCAUUACAAGAACGAGUUCGAGAAUUAGAGAAAAAAUGUUUAAUAAAUGGUAUUCCAGUAAAUUCACCAAGAAAAAGUUCAUCAGCAAUAUCAGUAACACAAUCAAAUAUGAUUAAAGAAGAACCAUCAUCAGUAUCAUCAUCAUUUAAUAAUGCAACUAAUCCUAUAGUACCACCUUCAACACCCAUAUAUGCUACUUUUGAUUCAUAUCCAACGCUUGAUUCAUUAUCAGUAUUUCGUCUUGUCGAUGAUGAUAGUAAUGAUAAAAUAAGUGUUAGCGGAAAUACAAAUAAUAAUAAUAUUGAUCCGUUAUCUCCACUUGGUGGUCACGAUCCAUUUUUAUCUUCCGUAUCAUUUGGUUAUGAUAAUGAAAUGGAUAUUGGAGGAAUUUUUCCGUGA
Messenger RNA from Adineta steineri, 1503 nucleotides. The record is from the annotation of a GenBank genome assembly. NCBI's taxonomy places the organism in Eukaryota, Metazoa, Rotifera, Eurotatoria, Adinetida, Adinetidae.